UUUCGCUCCAGAGGGUACUUGAACUAUGAAUUCCGAUGAGUAGAUUUGGAUUUAUGGGGAUUUUAGUUGUUCUGUUUCAGAGUACAACUGAGAAGCUACAUGUGAACAAGGCUCCACUAUCCAGGCCAUCUUACGAAGGCGGCAUGUGUCAUCUUACGAAGGAGGUUGAAGAGGAUGGGGACAAUGAUGAUGAUAACGGUGCAGAAGAUCUUGAGGAUGACGAUGAAGAGGAGGAAGACAUUGAAGAUGAUGAUGAGGAUUCGGAGGAUGAUGUUGCGCGAGAAGAGACGGAAGAGGAAUUUCUUAAAAGAUAUGCACUGGUGGCUGUGGGUGAGUCUAUCGAGAUUGUUGAGGAAGGAGACAUUGAUGAAGAAACCCAAGAUAUUGAAUUGGAUUCUCUGGAAGAAGGGCAUACAACAGGUGGUUCUUUCUCUGAUGCAAAACCAACCUACACUCCAGGUCCAAACUGAGAACACAAGGGAGAUUUAUGUUGUUGAUGAUAAGUGAUUAAUGUAAUUGUUGAUUUGGAGCCUUCGGUUGGCAUAGCAUGUUUCAAUUAUGUUUGAUUAUGUUUAUGGCUAACCGGGGGUGAAAACAGAGGAUGGCAGAGAGACAUAUUUCUUGGUUCAUGAUGUGUAGGUGUAUGGAUGCGACAUGACGGUCAAUGACAAGGUGGUGAAGGGCAAGUGAAGGCUUGGUGCCGACGGACUGUGCUAGGUCGGGUGGAGCCAUGGGCGAUCCGCAUCGCUCACAUGGAGGGCACAAUAAAGCAUGGUGGGAGGAGAAGGUGAUGAAGAUGGCGUCGACCAAGUCAAGGCGGAAAGGCGAUGGCAAGUUGAGAGGCGGUCCGGUGGUGGGAGCGCGAAGGCUUGAAGGCAUCAAAGGUCAUGGCGGAGGUCGAACACGCAUCGACAUCGAGGAGUCAUGCUUGGAGAAGCAUGCAAGACAGUUUUGCCCAUUUUUCCUCAAAACCGGGGGCAGAGUCGGAGGAUGCGUGGCACCAUCAUAGAGCUUGCUUGGAGACGAAGCAGAGUGGUGAAGGCGCCGAGUCCGUCCGAUGGACAACAAAAUAGAUAGACCAUUUUGCCCUUUGGGGAUAAUAUCUAUGUAUUAGUCAUAUAUAUAUAUAUAUAUAUGGGAGAGGGCUAGUGCAAAGAGCUCUCGGUGAGGAGGACAACCAGAGCACGUCAACACCUCUCCAGGACCUAUCUUCAUUCUUGAUAUUUUCUUAGGCUUGGUUAGGAUCUCAAGAGAGAGUAGUUAGAGUUCAUAGCUCUAAACGUUAUCUAAUCAAGAGUGGGAGGAUAAAGGGCAGCUUCCAUGCCAUGUAAUCUUGCUAAGUUUAUAUUUCUAUUCAUCAAUUGCU
Molecule: messenger RNA, 1366 nt
Organism: Phragmites australis (common reed)
Lineage: Eukaryota; Viridiplantae; Streptophyta; Magnoliopsida; Poales; Poaceae
Exons: 4
Coding region: 36-470 (144 amino acids)
Source: RefSeq, a predicted model, not a curated record